AUGGCAGAAGUAAAUUUACUAUCGAGGGAAAAGCCAUCGCCGACUGGACUAGGUGUCCAAGAGCCCCGAGCACUGAUAGAAGAACAAUAUCAAGGACAAGAAGUACCGGCGCAAUCCAAUAAUACCCAUGACCCUCUCACUCCAAAGAAAACAUGGCGUUUCUGGGCCGUAUUCCCAGCCCUAUGCGUGACAACUUUCCUCUCAGCCCUUGAUACAUCCAUUCUCUCAACCGCCCUCCCGACAAUAGCCCUUGAUAUCAAUGCCGGCGAGCUAUACAUGUGGAUUACAAACUCCUACAUUCUAUCAUCAACGGUAGUCCUACCACUAUUUGGACAGACGGCAAACAUCUUCGGUCGACGAUGGAUGCUCAUCGUUUCGGUUGUCAUAUUUGCCCUAGGGAGUGGCAUGGCCGGUGGUGCAAAGAACACCGGACUUCUUAUUGCGGGACGAACAAUACAAGGAAUCGGCGGUGGCGGUAUAAACACUCUCGUGGACAUCGUCAUUUGUGACCUGGUCCCCCUCCGCCAACGAGGUAAAUAUGUCGCGCUCAUGGCAGCCGUGUGGGCAGUUGGAACAGUCAUCGGCCCCGUUCUAGGCGGUGCAUUCGCUCAGUAUGUCUCAUGGCGGUGGGUCUUCUAUAUCAACCUGCCGCUUUGUGCCGUGUCGCUUCUACUGCUAGUGCUGUUUCUGCAAGUUACACACCCAAGUGGCGGUGAUGGGGUAUGGCACCAGAUUAAGCGUGUGGACUUCGUUGGUAAUUCCAUCCUCACAGCUGCCGUUAUCUCGAUUUUGCUAGCACUCUCUUGGGCUGGGACAACAUACGCUUGGUCUUCGUGGAGAGUUCUUGUGCCUCUUAUCUUAGGAAUAGGGGGCCUGUUCCUUUUCUACGCCCAUAAAAUAUCACGAUUUUGCACUGAGCCCUCGAUUCCGCUCCGGCUGUUCUCAAGCGGGACUGGGAUGUGCGCGCUAUUGAUUGCUUUUCUUCAGUCUAUCCUGCUCUACUGGGUCGGAUAUUUUCUACCAGUCUACUUCCAGGCUAUACGUAACUCGACUGCCACGGAAUCCGGGCUAUAUGUGCUUCCUAUCACUGCCGCAAUCGCGCCUUUUGGCAUCGUCACGGGAGUCAUCAUCGCCAUGACUGGGAAAUACCGCAUCUUCCACUUCUUGGGAUAUACAUUCCUCACGAUUGCCAGUGGCCUGUUCUCACUUCUAGAUGCCCGUUCGCCUGCUCGCGACUGGGCUGGCUUCCAGAUACUUUUCGGAGCUGGUUCUGGUAUGAUAUUCUCCAGCACCCUACCUCCGAUCCAGGCAUCGCUAUCCGAAUCUGAUGUGGCCACUGCAACCUCUACAUGGGCAUUUAUGCGUAGCUUUGGUUGUAUAUGGGGUAUUGUUAUUCCGACCACUAUCUUCAACGCACGUAUCCAAGAGCUGUUGCAUCACGUUAGUGACGUGUCUCUGCGUGCAAAGCUCGCUAAUGGCGGUGCAUAUGCUAUGGCCAGUCAAGGGCUGAUGCGUACUUUGAGAAAUACUCCGACACUUAUGGCGGAAGUGCUCGGUGUUUAUCAAGAUAGUUUACGAUGGGUCUGGUGGAUUUCGAUCCCGUUUGGGGGCAUCGGGUUGCUUCUUUGUAUACCCAUUAAGCAGUUGAAGCUCACGGAAGAUUUGCAUACAGAGUUUGGAUUGCAAGGUGCAACAAGCAAUAGAGAAGAAGGGUAA
This is a messenger RNA of Penicillium coprophilum, 1716 nucleotides long. Its product is annotated as MDR family MFS transporter. NCBI's taxonomy places the organism in Eukaryota, Fungi, Ascomycota, Eurotiomycetes, Eurotiales, Aspergillaceae. The record is from RefSeq and is a predicted model, not a curated record. Gene Ontology annotation, biological process: transmembrane transport. The transcript has a single exon. Gene Ontology annotation, molecular function: transmembrane transporter activity. Bases 1 to 1716 code for a protein of 571 amino acids.